CCUGCAGAAAUAUUUUGCCCUUGAACAUUAACAUUGUAUCAUUAUUGGGAUUUUAUCGUCAGGAUGCUUUUGCUGUUCUCUAGCCUUACGGUCGGUGUUUGCUUUAAUGCGUGUAUUUUAUAGCUUUCCAGAAAAGCCACGAAUAGAGCCAUGAAUAAAUAUUAAGCCUGUCAGCUUAAUAUUUCCUGGGAAGCGUGUCAGCUUGGCACACUGAUGUAUAUCUUAUAUGGCUUUGGCCCAUGGUGUGGAGACAGUGGCCCUUGUCACUCUCUGAAGUACGAUAUCUCUGCAGAUCACUGCGAGAUCCUGGGUCUUAAAAAUCCCAGUUUAUGAUGUACUGUAUAAAGGGAGCUCCAGUUGUAUUUUUGGUAACCGUAGCAACAUAUUUACAUGUUCGUGUAUUGCCAUUGGAUUUUGCCUUUUGACUAUUGUUUAUGCUGAAGGAUAUUAAUUGAGGUAGGACUUGACUGUUAGAUGGUGUCUGGUUUUUCUUCAGCUCUCAGUUCUAUUUAUUAAACCCUGCCGAAGAAGUAAUAUUUAUUUUACAAGCUACUUCAACUGCGUCUGUUAAACCUGUGUCAUUCCGACAGUAUUUGAAUCCAUUUAUCGAGGACUUGUAAGAAUAUUUGAGAAGUUUUUCUUGGCCUUGUGGGAUCAGCGUAUAGUGUGUGUGGUUUUGUGGUAAUGUGCUUAUCUUUGGUGUGUUGUUGGGUGCGUAUAUGAGUAAUACAGAGAAUUAGGUCGCAGUGGGGCAUCCCAAAUGUGUCAUGUGCGUGCUGAUAAGAGGAUUCCCAGUUGUGGGUGGAGCUCGGGGAAUGGGGUCCUUCUCAGAUAACACCCCCUCUGCACUGGGCAGAUACUGAAGGAGACCCUGGCUGCUUGUAAUGCAGUACGUGUCUCAAGAAGUUCGUUAGCCUCACUGCGUCCCCCCCGUUUCCCAACCCGCAGACUCAAAUUAUGUGUCACCUGGCAAUUUAGUUGGAUAAAUUCAUCAGCCACAACACCAUCUUUUAGCUUUUGUUGUUUUGUGGCAGGUUGUAUUUCACUGCCAUUGAGGUAUCUUUUGAGUGUGAACUCCAGACAAGAACUUAGAAGAAUUUAAAAGUUGUCAUGCCAUUGUUUACAGGUAACAGUCACUUCCAAAAUCUGCAGUGUAGCACCAACACACCAUCAUCAGUGGAGAUGCAUGGACUAGACCAUAUGUGGUAUUGUUCAGACAGUCACCUGUAGGGGACAACACUGAGAUGCUAGAAAGAUCUUGACUGAACUAUUUUAAAGCCAGGCCAAGUGGACAAUCAUCCAGUGAUUUCCUACUUUGAGACCUGUGUUGAAUUCUGAUCUAUAGAUUAGUUAAAGAUUAUUUGAUGUGGCUUGCUUUUUCUAUCCUGGAAAAAUAGCAGUUCACCCCAGAAUUUUAGAACUCUCAGUUUGUUGAUGGUAGGGAGUCCCAAGGAGAAGCGCAAUCGUCUCCGCUGAGGGAUAGCCCAGCCCUCUGCGCAAACCGAUAAGAAAGAGCGGUAAUAGCAUGCUAUGCAGAGAUACGGCUAUCGCAGUAACUAACUACGCUCACAAAUUCACACGUCUGUCAAUGCACUACACUGUCUCUAAAUGACUCCAGGACACUGCGUAGGCCUCCUUCAGAUGCUGCUCUUUGCCAUAGUUUUGAGAACCUACCCUGAAAUAAAUGUACCUUUUCAGGCUACACACCUAAAAACAGAUUCAGAGAAUGUUUACUGGUGUUUUAAUUCAUUUUGAAGUGAAAAUGAUUAAUUGUCACGACACCACAACAAAAUCAGCAGGGGACUGCUAAUUCAGCACCCAGAGAGUAGGGCUUGGGGGCAGUGCCUCAGUAGCCAGGGAUUCAAGCCAACGACCUUAUGAUCACAAACACACUUCCCUAACCAUUUGGCCAGCACUGCUCUGUUGGCCUGUGUUUCAGGUGCUGAGUCUCGCCUCUGUAGACCGUCGCACUAGCAGCCUGAAGACUGCGCCCUGCUGUAGUCAUGACCUCCACCACAGACUACGACAAUGUGGAGAUCACACAGCAGUACAGCCAUGUCAACAUGCGUUUUGAGCUCUCUGAUGAGGAGCUGGACAACGACCACUCUUCAGCUCGCCGCUUUGAGCGCUCGCGCAUCAAGGCCCUCGCAGAUGAGCGAGAGGCAGUCCAGAAGAAGACCUUUACAAAAUGGGUGAAUUCAAUCCUUUCACGAGUAAACUGCCGGAUCUCGGACUUGUACCACGAUCUGCGGGAUGGACGCAUGCUGAUCAAGCUACUGGAAGUGCUCUCCGGGGAGUAUCUGCCCAAGCCAACGAAAGGCCGCAUGCGCAUCCACUGCCUGGAGAACGUGGACAAAGCGCUGCAGUUCCUCAAGGAGCAGAGGGUGCACCUGGAGAACAUGGGCUCCCACGACAUCGUCGACGGCAACCACCGCCUCAUCCUGGGCCUGAUCUGGACCAUUAUCCUGCGUUUCCAGAUUCAGGACAUUGUGGUGCAGGCAGAUCACAAGGAAACGCGCUCAGCAAAGGACGCUCUGCUACUGUGGUGCCAGAUGAAGACAGCAGGAUACCCGAAUGUCAACAUCACCAACUUCACAACCAGCUGGAAAGAUGGAAUGGCAUUUAAUGCCCUAAUUCACAAACACAGGCCAGACAUAGUGGACUAUCCCAAACUCAAGGUCUCCAACCCCAUCCACAAUCUCCAGCAGGCCUUCAAUGUGGCAGAGCAGAAACUGGGAAUAACUAAACUUCUCGACCCAGAAGAUGUAUUUACUGAGAAUCCUGACGAGAAGUCCAUCAUCACCUAUGUUGUGGCUUUCUACCAUUAUUUCUCCAAGAUGAAAGCACUGGCAGUAGAAGGGAAGCGAGCAGGGAAGGUGCUUGACAGCGCAAUUGAGACAGAGAAAAUGAUUCACAAAUAUGAAAGUCUAACAUCUGAUCUUCUGACAUGGAUUGAGCAAACUAUAAUUGUUCUGAACAACCGCAAGCUUGCCAACUCUUUGACUGGUGUCCAGCAGCAGCUGCAAGCAUUCAAUUCAUAUCGCACAGUGGAAAAACCCCCAAAGUUCCAGGAGAAGGGCAACCUGGAGGUCUUGCUGUUCACCAUCCAGAGCCGCAUGAGGGCGAACAACCAGAGAGUUUACACGCCUCGAGAAGGAGCGCUGGUAGCUGACAUUAACAGGGCGUGGGAACGUUUGGAGCGAGCCGAGAAUGAACGGGAGCGGGUCCUGAGGGAUGAACUUAUCCGGCAAGAGAAACUGGAGCAGAUGGCAAGGCGUUUUGACAGGAAGGCAGCCAUGAGGGAGACCUGGCUAAUUGAGAACCAGCGGCUAGUGUCACAGGACAACUUUGGGUAUGACCUGCCUGCUGUGGAGGCAGCGAAGAAGAAGCACGAUGCGAUUGAGACAGACAUCAAAGCAUAUAAGGAACGGGUGCAGGGGCUGGUGGCCAUGUCCCUGGCCCUGGAGUCUGCCAACUACCACGAUACCAAGCGCAUUGAUGCACGCAAGGACAACAUCCUGCGACUUUGGGACUAUCUGCAGGAGCUUCUGAUUGCUAGGCGGGGACGUCUGGAGAAGAAUCUCACCUUACAGAAGAUAUUUCAGGAGAUGCUCCACAUCAUUAGUUGGAUGGAUGAAGUGAAGGCCCGUCUCCUCUCGCCAGAUUUUGGUAAGCAUUUGCUCGAAGUGGAGGACCUUCUGCAGAAGCAUGCACUUGUGGAAGCUGAUAUUGCCAUGCAGGCUGACAGAGUGAGUUCUGCCAGUGUGUCAGCUCUCAAGUUUGCCAAUGGAGACAGCUACAAGCCAUGUGACCCACAGGUAAUCCGAGACCGGGUACAACAUUUGGAAUUGUGUUAUCAAGAACUUUGUGCUCUUGCGACCCAGCGCAAAGCCCGUCUACAUCAAUCCAGACGUCUGUGGAACUUCUUUUGGGAAACGGCGGAGCUCGAGAGUUGGAUCAAAGAGAAGGAGCAUAUCUUCUCUUCAAUGGAUUAUGGCAAGGAUCUAACAAGUGUGCUGGUGCUCCAGAGUAAACAUAAUGCCUUUGAGGAUGAACUGGGAGCUAGACGUGCCCACCUGCAGCAGGUCAUGGAUGAAGGAGACAAGAUGGUCCAGGCUAGGCACUUUGGGACACCUGGAAUCCAGCAACGUAUGGCAGAUGUGCACAGACAAUGGCAAGAACUAGAAGACUUGGCUGCAUUCCGGAAAAGAAAUCUCCAGGACACACAGAAAUUCUUCCAGAUCCAAGGUGACGCAGAUGACCUCAAGACGUGUCUACUAGAUAGUCGGAGGCAAAUGAUGAGUAGCGAUCUAGGUCAUGAUGAGUAUACCACCCAGAGGCUGUUUCGGAAACACCGAAACCUACAGGAUGAGUUGGCAAAGAAUGCUGCUACUAUUGAUGCACUUUUUAAGCAGGCUAACAGCCUUCCAGAGGAACUACGAAACACACCGGAUAUCCAGAGACGACUGACAGAUAUCCGGGACCUGUACAUGGAGCUCCUUUCACUGUCUGAUCUACGCAAGAAAAAGCUAGAAGAUGCCAUGGCUUUGUACACCAUCUUCAGUGAGUCAGAUGCUUGUGAGCUUUGGAUGAGUCAGAAGGAGACAUGGCUGGUGGGACUGGAGACCCCAGAGAAGCUGGAAGAUCUUGAAGUUGUGCAAAACAGAUUGAGUAUCCUUGCUCAAGAGAUGGGGAAUGUCCAGUCACGUGUAGAUGAUGUAAAUAAUGCUGCCAAGCUGUUGGAAGACAGCAGACACCCCAGCAUGAAGGAGGUCAAGCAAAGCCAGGUGCAUCUCAAUAAGAGGUGGGAUGCCUUCAAAGGAAUGGUAGAGGACAAGAAACACAAAGUGGACUCUGCCCUUAGCCUCCACAACUAUGGAUUAGAAUGUGAUGAGACAAAAGCCUGGAUCAAAGACAAGACACGUGUCAUUGAGUCCACACAGGACCUUGGCAAUGACCUUGCUGCAGUGAUGACCAUCCAAAGGAAGCUGUAUGGGAUGGAAAGGGACUUAGCAGCCAUUGAAGACAAGCUUGCCUUCCUGCAGGGUGAAGCCAGCUUGCUAGCCAAGGAUCACCCUGAGAAUGCAGACGACAUUUUCAGCAGACUGCGAACAUUGGGCCAAGCUUGGGAUGAGCUGAAGGCUACACUGAAGGCCCGGGAAGAGUCACUGGGUGAAGUUAGCAAACUGCAGACCUUCCUGCAGGAUUUGGACGACUUCCAGUCUUGGCUGUUUAAGACUCAGAAGGCAACAGCGUCAGACGAAAUGCCAACCACACUUCCAGAGGCGGAGCAGCUGUUGGAUUUACAUGCAGCUGUACAAACUGAUAUGUACAAUCAUGAGGAAGAUUACCACCGUUUAAAAGACACAGGGAUCGCAGUGACCCAGGAUAAGACAGAUCCACAAUACCAACAGCUGGAGCAGAGGCUGAAGGGCUUGGAUACUGGCUGGGGGGAACUGCAUAAAAUAUGGGACAGUCGCAAGAACUUUCUGGAUCAGGGCUUGGGCUUUCAGCAGUUUAUGAGGGAUGCCAAGCAGUCUGAGACCAUCCUUAACAAUCAGGAGUACACACUGGCCCACGCAGAGCAUCCAGACACCCUUGAUGGAGCAGAGCAAGUUCUUCGAAAGCAUGAGGACUUCGUUACCACGAUGGACGCAAACAGAGAAAAGAUCUUGAACACUUUGGAAGGUGGACAAAAAUUAGUGGAGAGUGGAAACCUCUAUUCUGAGAGAAUCAAAAACAAGAUGGAAUCUAUUGAGGACAGAUACAACACAAACCAGGGGAAGGCUAGGGAGGUGUCCCAGAAGCUGAAGGACAAUCGUGAUCUUCAGCACUUUCUGCAGAACACUCAGGAUCUCACACUGUGGAUUAACGAGAAGAUGCUGACCGCUCAGGACGCCUCGUACGACGAAGCGAGGAACCUCCACGGCAAAUGGCAGAAACACCAGGCCUUCAUGGCGGAACUGGCGUCCAACAAGGACUGGCUAAACAAAAUUGAUCAGGAGGGGCACGAACUGAUGCAGGCAAAGCCAGAGUUUGAGCCUGUGGUGAAGGAGCGCCUCUUAAAACUGCACAAGCUAUGGAACGAACUGGAAUGCACUACGCAGGAAAAGGCCCGUCUCCUGUUUGACGCCAAUCGAUCUGAGCUUUUCGACCAGAGCCUGUCGGACCUUAAGGAUUGGUUGACAGUCCUGCAGCAGCAGCUGCAAGGCGAUGAGGAUGUUAAGGAUCUGAUCAGUGCCAACAUCUUGCUCAAGAAGCAUCAGAUGACAGAGAACCAGAUAAGGGACAGAGGACGUGAGCUGGAGGAGCUACAGGAGGCAGUGCAGAGCAUGAGAGAGGAUCGUCCUGGGAUGGAAGUGGAGCUGCAGACCCUGCAGCAGCAGUUCCAGCAUGUCCUCACCCCACUGGCAGAGCGGCGGGGGAAGCUGGAAGCUUCCAAGACUGUCCAUCAGUUCUUCCGGGACUUAGCUGACGAGAUCCUAUGGGUGGAAGAGAGGUUGCCGUUAGCAAUGUCAGAAGAACAUGGAAACAAUCUCCAGUCAGUCCAGAUGCUUCUCAAGAAAAACCAGACCUUACAGAAGGAGAUUGAUGGCCACCAACCACGGAUUGACGAGAUCCUGGAACGUGGUUCGCGCAUGAUGGCAGCGGAGAGCCCCAAGCCUGUGAGGAUUGAGGAGCAAAUGAAGGAGCUGCAGGACGUGUGGACACGACUGCAGGAGGAGACCAACAAACGCAGAGACCGGCUGAACGCCGCCAAGCUGGCCCAGCAGUACUAUAACGACGCAGAUGAAGCAGAGGCCUGGAUUGGAGAGCAGGAGCUCUACAUGAUUGCUGAUGAGAUGGCCAAGGAUGAGCAGAAUGCAACGUUAUUGCUGAAGAGGCACUCGACCCUGAAGCAGAAUGUGGACGAAUAUGCGGAGUCCAUCCAGCAGCUCGCUGACCGGGCCCAGAAGAUGCUAGCUGAGGAUCAUCCGGAUGGGGAGGCUAUUAUUCGACGGCAAGGUCAAGUGGAUAAGCAGUAUGCCAGUCUAAAGGACUUAGCCGAAGAACGCAAGAAAAAACUAGACCAUACCUGUCACCACUUCCAGUUGUGCCGGGAAGUAGAGGACCUGGAGCAAUGGAUUGCAGAGCGUGAGGUGGUGGCAUCGUCACAGGAGAUGGGCCAGGAUUUGGACCAUGUUACGAUCCUGCGUGAUAAGUUCCGGGAAUUUGCUCGCGAAACUGGGACUCAUGGCCAGGAGCGAGUCGAUGCUUUCAAUCAGAUUAUCGACGUGCUGAUUGAAGCUGGUCACAGUGAAGCAGCUACCAUGGCUGAGUGGAAGGACAGUAUCAAUGAGAGUUGGGCGGACUUGCUGGAACUAAUCGACACCCGUGCCCAGCUUCUCACUGCCUCUUAUGACCUGCUGAAGUACUUCUACGAUGGAAAGGAACUCGUGGCCCAGAUCCGGGAGAAGCAAACUCAGCUGCCUGAUGACGUGGGUGAGGAUUUCAGCAAGGCUGAGUCCUUCCAUCGCAUGCACGCUGCCUUCGAGAGGGAUAUCAGUACCCUGGGAAAGCAGGUCCAGCAGUUCCAGGAGACAGCGACCCGGCUACGUGCCCAGUAUGCAGGGGAACAGGCUACUGCCAUCCAGAACAUAGAACAGGAGGUGGUGGAAGCCUGGAAGACCCUGCUUGAUGCCUGCGAUGGGCGGCGGUCCCACCUGCUGGACACGGCCGACAAGUUCCGUUUCUUCACUACGGUGAGGGACCUGCUGGCCUGGAUGGAGAGCAUCAUCCAGCAGAUUGAGACGCAAGAGAAACCCCGGGAUGUCUCCUCGGUGGAACUAUUGAUGAAGUACCACCAGAUAAUCCGCUCAGAGAUCGACACCAGAAACCCCAAAUAUAAUGCCUGUGUCGAGCUGGGAUGUUCCCUUCUGGCACGGCAGCAUCGAGACUCUGCCGAGAUCCGAGAUAAACUGGAUCAGCUACUAGAAAAGAAUAAAGAGAUGAUGACAAAGUGGGAUGAGAGAUGGGACUGGCUCAGACUCUUGCUGGAAGUGUGCCAGUUUGCACGAGAUGCCUCUGUGGCAGAGGCAUGGCUGGUUGCACAGGAGCCAUAUGUAGUGAGUAAGGAGGUCGGCCAGACAGUUGACGAAGUGGAGAAGUUGUUAAAGAGACAUGAGGCCUUCGAAAAGUCCUCCGCCACCUGGGAGGAGCGUUUCGCUGCGUUGGAACGCCUCACCACGCUGGAACUGCUGGAGCUAAGGAAACAGCAGCUAGACAUGCAGACCCAGCUGCAGGACAGCAGGAGAGAAGACACAGGGUUUGUGGAGGAAUCCUCUCAGAUGGUUACUGUGGAGGAGCCAUCUUUGUCUGCCCCGGCGGCUGUAGAACCCACCCCCAGCCAGUUGGAGGCAUCUGCUGAGGAGCUGACAGCAGCAGUGGCUUUGGAGGUCGAUGAGAGCAGCCCUGAAGAAGACCUUCAGAAGCUGACCAAGGAGACCAAGGAGGCAGCCACGCUCCCCAUGGGGGCCCCGAGAGGCCAGGCUGUGCUUUUGGAGGGGACCCUGGGCCGCAAGCAUGAACUGGAGGCAACUGGAAAGAAAGCUUCCAACAGGUCCUGGAACAACUUGUACUGUGUGCUGAAGCCGGGACAGCUGUCAGUCUACAAGGAUGUUAAGAGCUUUGGUGGUGGUGUCACCUACCAUGGAGAAGAACCCCUGAUCCUUAGCAACGCCAUUUGCGAGGUUCUUACCAGUUACAAGAAGAAGAAGCUGGUAUUCAAGCUGCGUUUAGCAGAUGGGAGCGAGUAUCUGUUUCAGUGUAAAGAUGAGGAAGAUCUCCUGAAUUGGACCCAGGAGAUGGAAGGAGCAGCGAAGCCUCAGGAAGAGGAUGAGGGCCCAGGGCCAUCAGAUGCGCCGACGGGCAGCCUGCCCAUUUCUUCUUCCUCCACACUCCAGGAACCCAGCUCUGACAAAAAAGACAAGGAGAAGAGAUUUCGCCUGUUCGCUAAAAAGAAAUGAGAUGAGAUGUUCAUACAAUGGCCUGGUCACCCAAGAAGACAUCUGGGUAUCUGGGCAGCAAAAGACAAAAAAGCUGCUCAUCCCCAGGUUAUUCGUUUCCCCGUUCUGCCCCGACCUUUAUUCAUGGUAACAAUUAUAAAGCUUUAAGAAAACAAAAAUGGCAUUAAUUGGGAAUGAAUAGCACGCUAUUCCUGUCUGCACUGAGGUAUGACUGAUGCUGUGGUCCACCUGAUAUUUAUUUUUUAAUUAAAUGCAGUAAUUUAACCAAAAAAUAUGUAUUAACCAAAGAAUGUUUAUAGAUUUUUCUUGUUUUAUUCUGCUUCAGUUUUAUUUUGGCAUGCUUCAAAUUGUUUAUAAUAUGUGUCACAAAUUUAGGACAUUUUGUUUAGCUGAUUUUCAUUCUUCAUAUAAAGAAAUGGUUGUGAAUUAUAAUACUGUGCAGCUGGCAACAGAAUAUUUUAUUACAGCCUGGGAGGUGGCUGAGGUUUAGUUUUGUAUGUGCUGGUUUUAAUUGGGUGGUAUAGUUUUGCUGAUGGAGAGCUGACCCUGAAGCUGUGUAGUACUGUAUACUACAGCCAUAAACAUGUAAGGUAAUGCAGGUGGCUAGGCUACUCACACUACCGAAACUGAGAAUCACACUGUGAUGCUGAGAUGAUGCUGUUUUAAAACUGCAUCAUGAAAGAUACCAAAUAAUGCCAUAAAUUAAAUUACUAAAACCAAAUAAGGAUUUCGACAGCAAUUGAAAUAAAUCCAUAACUAGAUCGUGCUUUUUUUAAGACAUUAAAUACAGCACUCCUAUUUUUGGGGAUAAAAACUGUGUAUGCUUUGUCAAAUAUGGUGCUAUUUUUCGACGCUAAGAAAGUCAAAAUCCUGUUUCCAGAGUGACAUCUCUUUGGUUUUCGGUUGACACUUUGCUUCAAAGCACCAACCCAGGCCUCUCCGUUAACCCGUAUCUCAGAGAAAUUAAACAGUAUGCAAAGCAAACUGGAUGUGAAGGUAACCUUGUAAAAGAGCUUUAAAAGGAAGGGAUGGAUGGAUGGAUGUGUGACACUUUGUACAUCUAGUAUCUAUUUUCCAAAAUGUGAUUUUAAUGCUUGCACACGUAAAUAUUAUUUCUAUGCUGAGUGAAACCAUGCAGUGCAAAUUUGCUUUUAGUCAGAUUGAAAUAUAUAGAAAUAUAUAUAAGGAAAUGCAUUUUUAUUCGUUUUGUUGUAUUUAUAAUUAUUUGCAAACCAAAGUAUAGCUGAUUUAUUUUUCAGUUGUGUAAGGCAGUUGUGUCUAUCCGGUGUUCCCAUUUCAUCACUAUAGUCGCCUUACUUCACUGUCACAAAAUACUAUCGCUACCAAUGUAUUUAAGCACACUGUCAAGCCUUUAGAUUUUCUUAGGCAUGCAUAAAGAUCAGUACAUUUUUGAUGCCUUCAGCCAUUUUAUUUGCAUAUCUUUUCUUUGCAUAAGCUAAUGAUAUUUUUAUUAGUAUUUUAUACUCUGUAGUUAGCAACAGACACUGGUCUGGCAUUUUGAGAACUGCACCUGAAGCAGAAACAAUAAAACAAUCACUUGGGAGUAA
This is a messenger RNA of Brienomyrus brachyistius, 10573 nucleotides long. RefSeq names its product spectrin, beta, erythrocytic (gene sptb). NCBI's taxonomy places the organism in Eukaryota, Metazoa, Chordata, Actinopteri, Osteoglossiformes, Mormyridae. Bases 2004 to 9005 code for a protein of 2333 amino acids. Gene Ontology annotation, molecular function: phospholipid binding; actin filament binding; structural constituent of cytoskeleton. The transcript has 37 exons. The record is from RefSeq and is a predicted model, not a curated record. Gene Ontology annotation, cellular component: plasma membrane; cortical actin cytoskeleton; spectrin. Gene Ontology annotation, biological process: actin cytoskeleton organization.